AUGAGCAAGGGGCUUAUUGCAGCAGUGAAGGAAGGGGAUGUUGUGAAGACAAGAUCCAUUCUUGAGGAUGAGGCAAUUGAUAUAAUCCAGGAAGAGGUAGAAGAUACAGAUGGGAAGACAAUCCUCCACAUCGCUUCAGAAGAAGGGCACAUCGAGUUGGUGAAAUACAUCUUUGACGUAACGGAUGAGUUUAUUAAGCAGAGCGGGAAUGGUGGCAAUCGUCCUCAAGAUGAGUCUCAGAGUCGUCUUCUGAAUCUCGCUCAAUAUCUGGAUAUCAAUGAGAGUGAUAAUGGUUUUACACCUCUCUACCUUGCCUCAAAGUUUGGUCAUUUAGAUGUGGUUGAGUGUUUAGUCAUACAUGGAGCAGAUGUGAACAAAAUAACAUCAGAUGGCGAUACACCCCUUUGUAUUUCAUCAACUAAUAGUCAUAAUGAUGUGGUUGACUUUCUCGUAAGUUCAGGGGCAGAUGUAAACAGGGUGGGGAAGGGUGGAUCGACACCUCUACAUUGUGCAUCAGACAAGGGACAAGCAGGCAUUGUGAAAUAUCUCAUUUGUCAGGGAGCCAAGCUAAAUUCUGUCGAUGGUGAUGGCCGUACACCUCUUCAUUUUGCUUCAAAGAAUGAUCAUGUUGAUCUUGUACGAAACCUUAUCGAUGCAGGGGCAAAUCUAAAUGCAGAGAAUGUGGUUUGGCAAACACCUGUACAUCUUGCUUCACAUGAAGGUCAUUUUGAAGUAGUUAAAUUCCUAGUGACUACAGGAGCAGAUAUCAAUAAACCAGAUGAGGAUGGAUGGACACCUCUCUAUGUGGCGUCUGAGAAUGGUCAUCUUGAUAUUGUUGAAUGUCUGGUGAAAGCAGGAGCAGAUGUCAAUAAAUCGGCAGAAUAUGGAUGGACCCCUCUUCAAGUAGCGUCAGAAAACAAUCACAUAGAUAUUGUAAAAUAUCUCAUUGCUGAGGGUGCAAAUAUCAACGCAGAAAAUGAUAAGGGGAAUUCACCCGUGUAUCUAGCUUCUAUGAACGGUCAUUUAGAAAUCCUUGAAUGUCUGGUCAAAGCAGGAGCAGAUGUCAAUAAAUCGGCAGAAUAUGGAUGGACCCCUCUUCAUGUGGCGUCAUAUUAUAACCACAUAAAUAUUGUAAAAUAUAUCAUUGCUGAGGGUGCAAACAUCAACGUAGAACUUAAUGAUAGGACGACAUCCGUCUCUCUGUCUUGUCAGAACGGUCAUCUUGAUAUCGUUGAAUAUCUGGUGAAAGCAGGAGCAGAUGUCAAUAUAUCAGAUGAGGAUGGAUUGACACCUCUCUAUGUGGCGUCUGAGAACGGUCAUCACGAUAUUGUUGAAUGUCUGGUCAAAGCAGGAGCAGAUGUCAAUAAAUCGACUGGGAUGUCACCUUUAUAUCUGGCUUCACUGAAAGGUCAUCUUGAUAUCGUUGAAUAUCUGGUGAAUGCAGGAGCAGAUGUCAAUAUAUCAGAUGAGGAUGGAUGGACACCUCUCUAUGUGGCGUCUGAGAAUGGUCAUCUUGAUAUUGUUGAAUGUCUGGUGAAAGCAGGAGCAGAUGUCAAUAAAUCGGCAGAAUAUGGAUGGACCCCUCUUCAAGUAGCGUCAGAAAACAAUCACAUAGAUAUUGUAAAAUAUCUCAUUGCUGAGGGUGCAAAUAUCAACGCAGAAAAUGAUAAGGGGAAUUCACCCGUGUAUCUAGCUUCUAUGAACGGUCAUUUAGAAAUCCUUGAAUGUCUGGUCAAAGCAGGAGCAGAUGUCAAUAAAUCGGCAGAGUAUGGAUGGACCCCUCUUCAUGUGGCGUCAUAUUAUAACCACAUAAAUAUUGUAAAAUAUAUCAUUGCUGAGGGUGCAAACAUCAACGUAGAACUUAAUGAUCAGACGACAUCCGUCUCUAUGGCUUGUCAGAACGGUCAUCUUGAUAUCGUUGAAUAUCUGGUGAAAGCAGGAGCAGAUGUCAAUAUAUCAGAUGAGGAUGGAUGGACACCUCUCUAUGUGGCGUCUAAGAACGGUCAUCUUGAUAUUGUUGAAUGUCUGGUCAAUGCAGGAGCAGAUGUCAAUAAAUCGACUGUGGAUGGACGGACACCACUUCAUGUGGCGUCACAGAAUAAUCACAUAGAUAUUGUCAAAUAUCUCAUUGCUGAGGAAGUAAUCCUGAACGUAAGAGAUAAGGAAGGCUUCACACCCUUAUUUCUGGCUUCAUUAAAUGGUCACCUUGGAGUUGUUAAAUGCUUAGUGAAUGAAGGAGCAGAUGUAAACCAAAGAGGAAAGUAUCGUCGGACAGCUCUCGACGAGGCCUCACAUAAAGGACAUAUAAACAUAGUGAAAUACCUCAUUUCUAAAAGAGCUAAGGUCAAUGGAGUAGAGAGCAAUAACCCUUCACCAAUACAUUACGCAUCGUAUGGAGGUCACGUCGAUGUUGUAAAAUACCUCAUCACCAAGGUAGAAAAUCUGAACUCAGUAGAUAGAAACAGACGGACACCACUCUAUCUCGGUUCACAGAACGGUCAUCUUGAUGUUGUUGAAUGUCUGGUGACCGCAGGAGCAGAUAUCAAUAAAUCGACUGAGGAUGGACGGACACCACUUCAUGUGGCGUCAGAGAAUAAUCACAUAGAUAUUGUAAAAUAUCUCAUUGCUGAGGGUGCAAACAUCAACGCAGAAAAUGAUAAGGGAAGGUCACCUGUAUAUCUGGCUUCUACGAACGGUCAUCUUGAUAUCGUUCAAUGUCUGGUGAAUGCAGGAGCAGAUGGUGCAAACAUCAACGCAGAAAAUGAAAAGGGGAUGUCACCCGUGUAUCUAGCUUCUAUUAACGGUCAUCUUGAUAUCGUUCAAUAUCUGGUGAAUGCAGGAGCAGAUGUCAAUAAAUCGACUGAAAAGGGGAUGUCACCCAUGUAUCUAGCUUCUAUUAACGGUAAUCUUGAUAUCGUUCAAUGUCUGGUGACCGCAGGAGCAGAUAUCAAUAAAUCAGGUGAGGAUGGACGGACACCACUUCAUGUAACGUCACAGAAUAAUCACGUAGAUAUUGUAAAAUAUCUCAUUGCUGAGGGUGCAAACAUCGACGCAGAAAAUGAUAAGGGGGGGUCACCUGUAUAUACAGCUUCUAUUAACGGUCAUCUUCAUGUCGUUGAAUGUCUGGUGAAUGCAGGAGCAGAUGUCAAUAAAUCGAUGAAGGAUGGAUCUACACCUCUUCAAGUAGCGUCAGAAAACAAUUACAUAGAUAUCGUGAAAUAUCUCAUUGCUGAGGGUGCAAACAUCAACGCAGAAAAUGAAAAGGGGAUGUCACCCGUGUAUCUAGCUUCUAUUAACGGUCAUCUUGAUAUCGUUCAAUAUCUGGUGAAUGCAGGAGCAGAUGUCAAUAAACCGACAGAGAGUGGAUCGACGCCUCUUCAUUUGGCGUCACAAAAUGAUCACGUUGAUAUUGUGAAAUAUAUUAUUGCUAAUGGCGCAAACAUCGACGCAGAAGAUGAUAUGGGGAUGUCACCUGUAUAUCUGUCUUGUCAGAACGGUCAUCUUGAUAUCGUUGAAUGUCUGGUGAAUGCAGGAGCAGAUGUCAAUAAUUCGACUGUGGAUGGACGGACACCACUUCAUGUAACGUCACAGAAUAAUCAUAUAGAUAUCGUGAAAUAUCUCAUUGCUGAGGGCGCAAACAUCAACGCAGAAAAUGAUGAGGGGAUGUCACCUUUAUAUCUGGCUUCACUGAAAGGUCAUCUUGAUAUCGUUGAAUGUCUGGUGAAUGCAGGAGCAGAUGUAAAGAAAGCAGCAGACGUCAAUGCAGGGGAAAAUACGAUGUCACCCGUGUACAUGGCUUCUAUGAACGGUCAUCUUGAUAUCGCUGAAUGUCUGGUCAAAGCAGGAGCAGAUGUCAAUAAAUCUGCAGAAUAUGGAUGGACCCCUCUUCAUGUGGCGUCAAAGGAUAAUCAUAUAGAUGUUGUAAAAUAUCUCAUUGCUGAGGGUGCAAAUAUCAACGCAGAAAAUGAUGAGGGGAAUUCACCCGUGUAUCUAGCUUCUAUGAACGGUCAUUUAGAAAUCCUUGAAUGUCUGGUCAAAGCAGGAGCAGAUGUCAAUAAAUCAGAUCAGAAUGGAUGGAAACCCCUUCAUGUUGCGGCACAGAAUAAUCACAUAGAUAUUGUAAAAUAUCUCAUUGCUGAGGGUGCAAUCCUGAAUGUAAGUGAUAAGGACGGCUUUACACCUUUGUAUCUUGUUUCAUAUGAAGGUCAUUUUGAAGUUGUUAAAGGUCUAGUGACUGCAGGAGCAGAUGUCAAUAAAUCAGGUAAAGAUGGAUCGACACCUCUUCAUGUAACGUCACAGAAUAAUCACAUAGAUAUUGUAAAAUAUCUCAUUGUUGAGGGAGCAAACGUCAACGCAGAAGAUAACAAUGGGGUCUCGCCUGUAUAUGUAGCUGCACAAGAAGGUCAUUUUGAUAUCGUUGAAUGUCUGGUGAAUGUAGCUGCUGCGGUGAAUAAAGCCACAAAGGAUGGAAGAACAGCAGUUCAUACUGCCUCCCAGAGAGGCUAUCUAAGCAUUAUUCAAUGUUUGAUUACGCAUGGGGCAGAUAUAGAGGAGCGUGAUAAUAACGGCUGGACAGCUUCUCAUUUUGCUGCGGGGAACGGUCACUUAGAAUGCUUGAAAAAUCUCUUGAGGGACAGCACUACCGAUAAAGCUGAAGAUAGUCAUCACGCACUUGGUGCUAGGAUGCAGACGUUAAAUGGAGUCACACCACUAAUGGUUGCCGCGCGGGAGGGACAUGACGAGUGUGUUCGUAUGUUGCUUGAUGACAACGCAGACAUAGAAACAACAGAUAAUGAAGGAUGGACAGUCCUCCAUUAUGCAGCAGCAAGUGGGAAUGAAGCAGUUGUGAAUGAUCUACUGGAUCAGAAAAACCUACUGAGUUCAAGACGUUCAAGAAGAGGUCAUUCACCUUUAGAUGUUGCAUUGCGAUCAGGAAAGGCUGGAGCUGCAGGGUUUCUUCUUGACAAGGAUGAAUCAGUUAUACACCAGAGCGACAGUGAAGGAUUUACACCUCUUCACCUUGCUAUUGAAAGUGGAUUAACAUCAAUCGUCGAAGAGUUGAUUUCUUUAGGUGCUGAUUUAAACCAGGCAUCAAACGAUGGCCAGACACCUUUACAUACUGCUAUCAGACUAUGUAACUGUAAGAAGAGACAGGUUGAAAUGACAGAAGCUUUGGACCAGAUACAGCAAGAAAGCGAUGACAUCGUAUCCCCAUCAGAGGCAUUGAUACAAUUCCUAAUAAAUAAGGGAUCUAAGAAUGACAUCAAGGAUAACGACGGGUAUUUUCCAGCACAGUACGCCAAGGAUGAGCACAUAAAGCAAAUUGCUUUCCAUAGGUGA
Lytechinus variegatus (green sea urchin) is the source of this 5340-nucleotide messenger RNA. RefSeq names its product serine/threonine-protein phosphatase 6 regulatory ankyrin repeat subunit A-like. Gene Ontology annotation, molecular function: protein binding. The transcript has 7 exons. The record is from RefSeq and is a predicted model, not a curated record. Gene Ontology annotation, cellular component: cytoplasm; nucleus. The coding region runs from base 1 to 5340 and encodes 1779 amino acids. Lineage: Eukaryota; Metazoa; Echinodermata; Echinoidea; Temnopleuroida; Toxopneustidae.